CGGUCGCGCGCGUCGCUCCUCGUGAAUUCUAAUAGCGUGUAGAGCCGCAGAGCUGGAUGGCAUCGCUGGGUGCCCGGUGCCAGACCGGAGCAAGAUAACCACUACGAUCCGUUAGUGUGGAUACAACCUGUGUGGGAGUGCGCCAUUCCUCACGUUUGGAGUUUAUCGUCAUCAGACCACUGAUCAUUAGCCUAUUAUCAGCGCUUCAUUCCUCUGAGGACAUUCCGCACAUCGAGAUUUUACUGACACUGUCAUGUGUGACUCUCUGUGGCAAAAGAACGGGACUCCCGCUCUGUGAAACGGCGCCGGAUGGAUGGAUGGAUGUGUCCGUUCUAGGGCGCACUGGAAUAAUACAGUGAACUGACAAGAGGAUCAGCGUUCCGCUCGGCUCUUUGGUCUGGAGUUCAUCCUUUUUUCCCUCCUCUCGCCAUUUCUGGAAUUGUUAGUGGGAACGUGCAACAUUUCUUCCUAAGGCUUUGGUCACCUGCUAUGUGUCUGGUGUGGAAAAUACCUGGUGGAAGGUGCACAGCGGGAUUCAGUCUGAGAGAACAGGACAUCUGCAACUGAUAAAGCUCCGUUUCUGAUUUAUUUUAUUUCUAAUCUGUGCGUAAUGUACGUGGAAUGAAGACAGAGGAUGGAUAUAAUUUGGGAAAUAUUGAUUAUUCUUCAAGCCAAUUUUAUUGUCUGCAUAUCAGCACAACCAAAUCCGCCGAAAAUUCACGAAGGAUGGUGGGCGUACAAGGAGGUUGUGCAGGGGAGCUUUGUUCCAGUGCCGUCAUUCUGGGGACUGGUAAACUCGGCCUGGAACCUGUGCUCGGUGGGGAAGAGGCAGUCGCCAGUUAACAUCGAGACCAGCCACAUGAUCUUUGACCCCUUCCUCACGCCCAUAAAACUGAACACAGGUGGACGCAAGGUGGGAGGGACGAUGUACAACACGGGCCGCCACGUCUCUCUGCGACUGGACAAGGAGCAUCUGGUUAACAUCUCUGGAGGGCCAAUGACGUACAGCCAUCGUCUGGAGGAGAUUCGGCUACACUUCGGCAGCGAGGACGGCCAGGGCUCCGAACACCUGCUGAACGGACAGGCCUUCUCUGGAGAGGUUCAACUGAUCCACUACAAUCAUGAGCUCUACACAAAUUACACAGAAGCUGCUAAAAGCCCCAAUGGAUUGGUCAUAGUGUCCAUAUUCAUGAAGAUUGCUGAGACGUCAAACUCAUUCCUGAAUCGAAUGCUGAACAGAGACACCAUCACAAGAAUAACAUAUAAAAAUGAUGCGUAUUUACUGACCGGCCUGAACAUAGAGGAGAUUUACCCAGAGACAAAUAGUUUUAUCACAUAUGAUGGAUCAAUGACCAUCCCUCCAUGCUUUGAGACCGCCACAUGGAUCCUGAUGAACAAGCCGGUGUACCUCACACGCAUGCAGAUGCACUCCUUGCGGCUGCUGAGCCAGAACCAGCCAUCUCAGAUCUUCCUGAGCAUGAGCGACAACGUUCGCCCGGUCCAGCCUCUGAACAACCGCUGCAUCCGCACUAAUAUCAACUUCAGCAUGCAGGGCAAAGACUGCCCCAACAACAGGGCUCAGAAGCUCCAGUACCGAGUGAACGAGUGGUUGCUAAAGUAGCCUCCCUUGGAUGAGCAUGGAGACAAGUGUCAGGGAUGGAGAGCGGGACGAGGCGAGGGGAGGAGAGGAGGACGUGAAACCUGGGGUUUAAGGCUGCAUCUCAUCUAAGAUUAUUUCAUGGCAUUGUAUAAAGACAAACACUGGACAUUAUCCGAAUUAAGGAACUUUGUAUUGCGAGCAAAGAGACUCUACUUUUCAUACAUUGAGAACAGUUUGAACCCUCGAUCUAACACAUGCUAACAAGCCCUUUCCCCCACUGUACAACUAUAUCUAUACGGACAUUUUGAUACCAAUACUUUUUUGGGAGAAAACCAAAAAAAGACACUGGGAAAGAAACAAAAAAAGGUAAAGUGGAAGCAUUUAUUUGAUAGCCUCCCAACUAAUAGGACAACGUUGGGACUUUAAAAGCCUUUGUACAUAAAAAAAUGUUGCUAUCAAUGGGAAAAUCUAAGGACUAAGUCACUGCCCCCAUCCCGCCAGUCAAGACGAAGUGGUCAUCACGGUCCCUCACGGACGUUUCAUUCCAGUCACCAACAAGGCAUGCAAUCAGCAAAACCAACAGAAGAGGGAACACAGCCUUACCUUGUCAUUUUUCCAAAACUCGAGUCAUGUCAUGGGAGACGAGCGAAUAUUUACAGGCUUUCUUACGGCCUCAGAACAACCAGUGUCUUGGCCUCGUUUGUACAUAUUAUAAUUAUCAAUACUGCAGAAAAAUGAAUAUGUAAAGAAAAGUAAUGAAUAAACAUUCAAAAGAUAUAUUAAGAGGAUUUUAAAAAAAAAAAGACAAAAAGUUGAGAAUUUUAAAAAGCUUGGCACACUUUGAAUUCUGGAGCAGUUCUCAGUCUGAGCUGAUGCCUUUUUUCUGUUUUAUUGUUUACAAUGGUCAUACACUGUGUUUGAGUAAUGUUAUCAGCCCAAUAAAUGUGUCUGGAAAGUUC
Messenger RNA from Epinephelus fuscoguttatus (brown-marbled grouper), 2559 nucleotides. RefSeq names its product carbonic anhydrase Xa (gene ca10a). The coding region runs from base 635 to 1621 and encodes 328 amino acids. Gene Ontology annotation, molecular function: carbonate dehydratase activity; zinc ion binding. NCBI's taxonomy places the organism in Eukaryota, Metazoa, Chordata, Actinopteri, Perciformes, Serranidae. The record is from RefSeq and is a predicted model, not a curated record. The transcript has 10 exons.